Vicia faba (fava bean) is the source of this 591-nucleotide messenger RNA. The record is from the annotation of a GenBank genome assembly. Lineage: Eukaryota; Viridiplantae; Streptophyta; Magnoliopsida; Fabales; Fabaceae.
AUGAGGCAGCCUUUGACUAACAAAGCAGUGAAAGAAGACAUAAGAUACCAGCUGAGGUCAGACUGGUGUGACCAUAAAAGCUUGGCCCUAAUGAACAGUCUUAGGCCGCUAGUGUCGGAUGCGCACAAUACUAUGGUAGAGAUUUUUAGCAUGGGGGAGUAUCUUGGUUACCUGGGAGCUAUCUACGGGUUAGUCUUAGAAAGCAAUCUAACAUUUUUAGCUCAACAGCAUGAAUUUUUAAGCCAGAAGCAUACUCUAACUACAACUCCCUUUCAUCAUAAUGUGGUAGGUUAUACGAAAUUGCCACUAGCGGCUGCUGGAGUCAAAACCUUCAGCUUCAACUGUGAAGUAGAAGGCUUCUUCUGCAGCGCAGGCAGCAGAUCUAUAGGGGUCGAAUAUCUGCCUGAUGAAGAAAUAAUGGCCUUGCAAGAUGUGGCAUGGGCAGGAAAGUUGGAAGCUGCUUUGUUGAACGGUAUGGACAGCACUAGGGACUACAGAUCAGCUAACAUAGCCACUCUGGUUCCUAUUUUGGUUUUGAACGGGAUACGGCCUGUCAACAAAGAUGAUGAAGAGGCGAAUGACGUUUGGUGA